AUGUUUUACAGUAAUCAAAUUUUAACCAGCACGCAAUAUGGCGUUUCCACGGUUUGGCUCAUCGCCACCGUGGGAAAGUCGAACCAAAAGCGCGUCACGAAGAGGGCUAUCCAAGAUGUUAAUGUACCUCGCGCCUGUGGCAAGAUCCUCGACCCCGGCGCGCCGCUGGCCCUGCGUCUUCAGGGAAACCUCUUGUACGGCGUCUCGAGAGUCUUUGCCGACCAGUGCGGCUACCUGCUCUCCGAUACGGAAAAGACACAGAAUGAUAUGAUGACUUUUUUCCGCGCCAUCAAGUCAAGCCACCUCGAUCUUCCAGAUCCCAAGACCAAACGUGUGAACAUUACAUUGCAGGACGAUCCCAAUUUUGACCCUAUGAGCCAGCUUCCGCCGCUGGAUCUCGCCGUCAUUGACACGGAAUGGCUGGCCAUCCCCAGCCAAGGCUCUGCGACCAAGCUCUCGCAAAUGUCUCCCCUUCAGGCUUACACGAGCCGACGCGGCUCCAUGAACCGCCACACCUCGCUCAUCAAUCUCGAGCUUUCCCCGUCUUCCCACUCACCCGGGAGUUACCGGAUGCCUGCUCAUCUCGGCCAGAGCAGCUCCCCCUACGCCAAACUGGGCCCCUUUGACGAUAUGCCCGAGUUCCUCCAAUCCCAAGUAGACGAGUUUGACGCAAUUGUCGGCAUCGGUCUCAACUUUGACGGCGACGGUAACCUAGUCGAGGAAGAGCCGGAGCUGCCCCCCUUCUUUGGCGACAUGCCCUCCAACGUCUCCAUGCCCGCCUCUGGCGCGCAGCCUCAGCCUCUGGAGGACAUUUUCCUCAUGGGCGAGGAGCAGGCACUUCCUGACGCGGAAGCCUUUCCCGCACCAGUCGCUACUCCCGCCAACAGGAGCAACAAUAGGGUGGUCGUCUCUGAAGAAAACGAAACCGUCACAACGUCAGAAGUGGUGCAGGCAGCGGCACCUGCCAAACGCCGGCGCGUGGCCCGCCGCGUCCCCAUGGUCGACGAGGAGACGGCUUUGCCGCGCAGCCAGCAAAAGCACUGGUUAAGCCACUACGUCGACAUCAUGGCCGACGCGGCCAGACCCCGCGGCGGCACCGGCGCCCCCGCGCAGGCCCGCAGGAACGCGCUCGCCUUUGUCCUGCACAACGGCCUCGCCAACGUCGGUCUCGUAGCCCGCGUGACCGGCGUCACUCAUCCCCUCGCUUCCGCCUUUAGCGGCUGGAACGUGCUCUCGCAGCUGCACCCGGACGCGUUCGGCCAGCCCGAGCCCGAAACGCCGCGCCGGUCGUCUCGCCGCCGCAAGUCCGAGGAGGCGUUUGACGAGGACAACGAGGCCGAGAAUCAGCGCAACGUGCGUCCCCGUCAUGAUAAUCUCGACGAUGCCGCCGCCGAGAGGGGCCGUGGCCAGUACACGGAGGGAAUGCUGCCGCCGCCACCGCUGCCGCCCAGCCAACAAGACAACUCGUAUGUUGAAAUGGGCAUGGACGCGCUCCCGCCCAUGGACGACCACCACUCGUCGUCGCUCAUGCCCUGGAGCCGGCCGGGCUCCGCCGCGCCGGGCUCGUCCGUCCGCGGCGCGCCGACGCAGCCCGGCAGCGCGCAGAAGCUAGGCCCCGCGCCAAGCCCGCUGCUGCACCGGAGCACCAACCUCAUCACGGACCUCGACCGCCACAGCGAUCCCAUCGCCGCGCCACCAGGCACGCCGUCCCACGCGGUGCUCGACCUCGCUGCCCUCGACUCCUCCCCGUCAGCCAUGGACAUGGACGCGGUGCUGGAUUUCGCCGACGCCGCGUACGCGGGUCUCGACGCGGCCAGCCAAGCCUUUCUCGACUACGCAUCCAAGCGCGCCGUCGUGCACGGAGACGAAGAGGACGACGACGAGCCUGCGGGGAGCAAUCGUCGUCGGCGCUGGGUUGACUUUGAGCGCAUUGCGAGCCCGCUGAAACACGACGGCGCCGUGGCGGCACAGGCUUUCUUGCAUGUGCUAGCGCUGGCCACGCGCGGCGUCAUUACAGUCCGCCAGGACAACAACGAGCACGGCACUGAGCCGUUUGGUGCUAUUCACGUGGGUAUUAAUCUCUCCUUGGGCGGAGAGGAGUAA
Beauveria bassiana ARSEF 2860 is the source of this 2103-nucleotide messenger RNA. RefSeq names its product putative REC8 protein. The transcript has 4 exons. Gene Ontology annotation, cellular component: cohesin complex; synaptonemal complex. Gene Ontology annotation, biological process: replication-born double-strand break repair via sister chromatid exchange; synaptonemal complex assembly; mitotic sister chromatid cohesion. NCBI's taxonomy places the organism in Eukaryota, Fungi, Ascomycota, Sordariomycetes, Hypocreales, Cordycipitaceae. Gene Ontology annotation, molecular function: protein binding; chromatin binding. The record is from RefSeq and is a predicted model, not a curated record. Bases 1 to 2103 code for a protein of 700 amino acids.